Messenger RNA from Darwinula stevensoni, 1590 nucleotides. Lineage: Eukaryota; Metazoa; Arthropoda; Ostracoda; Podocopida; Darwinulidae. The record is from the annotation of a GenBank genome assembly.
CUGGACAUGAGUUAGAUGCGUGGGGAAACAAUCUGGAUCUUCGGAAUCCUCUAAAGAAAAUCCACUUUCCUGCAUUGGCUAAGAGACAUGGUGUGACCAUUUUCAAUGGAUGACUCUAACUCUCAGACAUCUGGGAGGAGUCUGUACGAGACGCUGGGUUUGGUGGAGAAUGCAACUUUUGACGAAGUGAAAUCAGCAUUUAGAAAACUUGCAAAACAGUACCAUCCUGAUAAGAACCAUGGGGACCCGAAGUCUGCCGAGAAGUUCAAGGAGAUUGAUCUGGCCUAUAAAAUCCUCCAGAAGAGGCUCAGCAACAGAGAUGCUGAGGGGAAGGAGAGGCUCAAGAACGGAAUGGAAGUUGCAGUCAUGCAUUACACCGAUAAAAUGAGCCGAUUGACUGGAGGGAAUUUGAUCAGGGAGCAGGACCUGAUCGAUGGCGAUAAAAGACUUCGAAAGGAAGCUGUUGAAGUUUUACGUAGGAUUGAAGUGCAAUGGCCGCAACUAUUAGAAAAAUACAUCGACGAAUUGGAAAAACUUCUGGAGGCCCAGUAUGAGGUCUAUGCGCAGAAAAGGGGUGAAGGCGAGAGAGCAGCGGUGAAGAUGCUGAAAAACGCCCUGAUCUCAGCUGCGAGCGAGUAUGACAUCCAGUUGAGCCGAUUGUGCCAAGAAGCCGAAAUCAGUGAUGAGAAGCUGAUGAAGAGAGAGAAAGUAUUUUAUAAGCGGGCAUUUGCGUCUUUCUUAGAAGAAGGAGCACACUGCCCCUAUCUAGCAAAGGAAUUUAAGGAAGAGCUGAAAAAGCUUUUGGACGAAAAGUACGAAUUGAGGGCGAAACGUACAAAGGAACAUAUUGAGUCCGCGGAUCAGACACAGCAUUCCAAAAAUGAGAAGAACGGGAAAGGGAAUAAUAAGGAUAAUGCACAGGUACGGACGGUAAAAAAGUCACGCAAACGCCGUGCUCCACAACCACCGACCCAGAAAGAAAGCACUGUCAUCCCUCAGUCAACUCCAUCGCCUCCUCAGACGCAACGCUCUCCCAUUCUUCGAUCAGCGGAAGAAAGGAAGGAGAAAUGUCGAGUUGUGUAUUCAUAUGACGCUCAGGAGUCCAAUGAGCUCACAAUUUGUGAAGGGGACAUCGUGACCAUAUUGAAUAUGGAUGACGUCGGCUGGUGGUACGGAGAACUCCAAGGUCGCAAGGGAUUAUUCCCUUACAAUUACGUUGAAAUCAUCUCCGACUCGGACCAGGUGAUGUUAUCUUCUGACUAUUGUCAAAUAGACGACAAUGAUGCGCCAAGUGAAGAUACAGUUUUAAACGCGCAUAAUGGUGACGAAAGUAUCCCAAGUGAAGGUUACAUGAAACCCACGCUGGCAACACAUAAGGAUGAAUGGAAGCUCCCUCCAUGGAUGAACGAAAUUUAUUCCUCUAUCCUCUUCAAACACUUUGCUCGGCAGUUCAACAAAGACAAUGAGAGAAUUGAAGACCAAAUGUCCGACUACACCUUCAUGCAAGAUGGUGCUCCUGCUCACACAGCUGAAGCUAUCAUUGCCUUUCUUCGGAAAGACUGUGCGGACUUCAUUGAGCCAGACUGCUGA